CAGAGAGACGCAGAGCAUUCUCGGUUUCGUCGUCGAAGUGAUAACACACAAUUUAUUUUUUCAACUAAAUUUGCGCAGAAGUAACUUAUUUUUGUGCAUUUUCUCGUAUUUUUGUUGAUUUUCCAUUCGAAGCAAACAAACAAGCAACAAAUAUGUCUGAACCAAUUAAAGUCGUUGUCACGGGUGCAGCCGGUCAAAUUGCGUACUCCUUGCUCUACAUGAUCGCCAAGGGAGACGUUUUCGGGCCCACACAAAAGUUGGUGUUGCACCUUUUGGAUAUCCCACCGAUGAUGGAAGUCUUGAAUGGCGUCGUUAUGGAGCUCGCUGACUGCGCUUUGCCUCUUUUAGCUGGUGUCGUGCCCACAACUGAUCCCGCUGUCGCGUUCAAAGACGUUUCCGCGGCUUUCUUGGUCGGAGCUAUGCCACGCAAACAAGGCAUGGAACGCAAAGAUCUCCUCUCGGCCAACGUGAAAAUCUUCAAAGUGCAGGGCGAGGCGAUGAAUCAACAUGCCAAAAAAGACGUCAAGGUCCUCGUUGUCGGCAAUCCCGCCAAUACCAAUGCUCUCGUUUGCUCCCAUUAUGCCCCAUCGAUCCCCAAGGAGAAUUUCUCGGCCAUGACGCGUUUGGAUCAGAACCGGGCAACGGCUCAAAUUGCCGCCAAAGUCGGUGUUCCAAUUGAAAACGUGAAAAAUUGCAUCAUUUGGGGCAAUCACUCGUCGACGCAGUUCCCCGAUGUGCGAAGUGCUAAAGUGAUGGUAAAUGGCGCCGAAAAAUCCGUUUAUGAAGCUGUCAAUGACGAUGCCUACCUGAAAGGAGCGUUCGUUGAGACGGUCCAAAAACGCGGGGCAGCUGUCAUUGCUGCACGUAAAAUGAGCAGCGCCAUGUCGGCAGCGAAGGCAGCGGCGGACCACAUGAAAGAUUGGUUCCUCGGCACGACAGGCGAUAAAUUUGUCUCGAUGGGCGUGAUUUCGGAUGGAAGUUAUGGCGCCCCGAAAGACAUUGUUUUCUCAUUUCCCGUGCAAAUCAAGGAUAAACAGUGGAAAAUUGUGCAAGGAUUGCCCGUGGAUGACUUUGCCAAGGCCAAGCUGGAGGUUACGGGCAAGGAAUUGUUGGAGGAAAAGGAGGAAGCCAUGGCGGUAUGUGCCCAGGAUUGACUACCCAAUAACGGAGCCAAGUUGUAAAUUAAAGUAAAAUGAAUGGAUGCCUUCGAAAAUAUUUUUUUUUAUUGUUAAAAGAUUAGACAUCGUCACUUCUAUCAUCGCAUCAAAGACAAAGAGCGAUAAUUUUUUUUAUUUUUACUUGAAAGUGAACAAAGUUCACAUCUUAUCUAGUGCUAGUAUCAGUUAUCAGUGCAUUAACUUCCCUCUUAUGAUCACUCUCGUUAAUUAGUAGUAGAAAAAAGUUCCUUAGCACUCACAAACUCACACAAAAAAACCCGUAGAGCGGAAAAUUAGCACUUUACAUUCUUUUUUGUAUCGAAAAAAAGAAGGCAUUUACUAAAAUUAAUAAAAAAAAAUAAUUAAACUCGAUUUUGAUUAUUCUUAGUCUUUAUUCGAGCAAUAUUUUUAUAAUUUGCAUUUUAUUUUAAUAAUAAAACAGUUCCGUUGAGUUUUUUUUCACAAAUUUUUAA
Culicoides brevitarsis is the source of this 1630-nucleotide messenger RNA. It is a transcript of the gene Mdh1, whose product is annotated as malate dehydrogenase, cytoplasmic. Gene Ontology annotation, molecular function: L-malate dehydrogenase (NAD+) activity. NCBI's taxonomy places the organism in Eukaryota, Metazoa, Arthropoda, Insecta, Diptera, Ceratopogonidae. Gene Ontology annotation, cellular component: cytosol; mitochondrion. The transcript has 3 exons. Gene Ontology annotation, biological process: malate metabolic process; oxaloacetate metabolic process; tricarboxylic acid cycle. The coding region runs from base 153 to 1154 and encodes 333 amino acids. The record is from RefSeq and is a predicted model, not a curated record.